AUGGAAAAAGUACCGCUAAGAAAAAUAAUAGUAACAAGAUACAAUUCUGCCAACAAGAUUGACAUUGGACUAUCUUAAUAAGAAUCUCAUCUUGAAAUGAGUUAAUAAGUAAUGACUUAACAGCAAUAAUAUAUAUGCACAUAAGAUAUGCAGGCUUAAGGUGAAGAAUUUAAAGAUCUGAUAAUGGUUAGUGAUGGAUUUCAAAAGAUUUCUGUACAUUUCAAUAUCAAAGUUAUUGAAGUCUUUGAUUUUGAAAUUAAAGUCGUAAAGAAUGAAAGAGGGCUACUAGAAAGAUAGGUUAAUCUGAUAAUUUUCGAGUUUUUCAUUAAUUCCUUGAAUGAUAGGAUGAGUGGUGAGAUACUUCAAGCACCAGAUCAAUUACCAGAGCUCUAAAAAGAUUCUGAAAUUAUAACGCUACAUCACUACUCUAAUUUCCUUUAACUAUAGGACAAAGCUAAUAGAAUGAAGAUUUAAAUGGCAAAUAUUAGAUAGGGGAUAUUGUUGAUCGAGGAACAUGAUGAUAAAAAUAUUGAUGAAAAAGGAAUUGAGCCAAUUAGAUCUGGGGAAUAAUUCAAUGAAAUUCAAGAUUAACAGAAUAAUGAAUAAAUAAUUCAAUAAGCUCCUCAGCAAAGUGAAUAAAUAAUUAAUGAGAAUUUAGAUCUAUAAAAUACACAAACUGAAAAAGACGACGAUGAAGAGGAAGAAGAAGAAAUUAAAUAGCAAUAAUUUUUGAUUAAAUAAGAAUACCAGGAGGAUGCAGAUAGUAGAAUGGAUCUAGUAAGAUCAGAUGAAAGUGAAGAGGAGUGCAUUGAUAAUAAAAAAAAGCUAAAUUAGAGAUUAAGAAAGAUUCUAGGGGCAGACUUUAACAAAUGCAAAACUGAAGAUAUAACAGUCAAGAAAAGAGGAAGAGGUAAGUGGCAUUAAGCAGCUGAUGCAUAAUAUGCUUUUAAUGUUAGUUAUUCGAAUGGAGAUACUAUCAUUUCGAUGGGCUAGGUCUUCAUUAUUCAAACUCCAAAAGAUAGUAUUUCUUCAAAAUUUAGAGGCUAUGCUAUACCGAUUAUUGAACCACCAAAAGAAGAUCGAUUAAUCAAAGAUCCAAUAGCAGAACUAAUUGAAAAAUAAAAGAAUCAGCCGAUAGAAAUCUAAGAGGUCAAUAUGUAAAAUGAUAUAAUUGAAAGUAAACUUGGUUGCUAUGUUACAAGAGGUAUACCAUUUAUUGUGAAGACUUAUCUGGAUCCAGAACUACGCUAGAAUUCAAAAUACCAAGCAAUCAAGGAUAGUCUUAGAUAUGAGGAAGAAUAUCUUUCAUAUUGGAAUCUUCAGAGAUUAACUCAAAUUAAGAGACAAAAAGAUAGAGAAAAUUAAGGGAUAAAUUAGCAAUCUACCUAAAAGGAAGAAGAUCCAGCAGAAAGAGAUGCUUUAGGACUUAGUAUUAUAAAAAAAGAGAAUACUGAGGACUAGAAUAUGAGUGACUAUGAGUAAGAUGACGAAAAGAUGAAAUUGGAAAGCGAGGCAGAAAAAGGUGCAUUAUCUAGUGAAAGACCAUUUAUCAAGCAAACAUAUUAUACUGAUUGCCUUUUUCUAGAAAAGCUGUAGAGAUACAAAAAUUGGUGUAAAUAUUAAUAAACUCGAUAUUAUUAAAUCAAGGACUCAAAAACUCUGAUACCUACAAAUUAUAAUCUAAUUGGAUUCUACCCAUUUGGGCAUGAAUUUUCUGUGAAACUAACAAUAAGAAGAGAUUAGCCACAUAUUCCAAUAGCAAAGAAAGUUUAAAACAUCGAAAAUUCAAAAGAUGUUGCGAUAUAAACUAUGCCAAUGAAAGAAAUUACUCCAAAAAUAUAGAAAGAUGCGAAAAUUAAACAGAGUAAAAGCAUUUAUGAUUAGCCAUUCCUGAAAUUUUCCCCAGAGUAAACUCAAAUUACUCAUGAAACUAAAAAUCUAGAAUCUGAGGAAGAAGAAGAAGAAAAAUUGUUAAGAGACUUUAGCAAUACUGAAAAUAGCUCUCGUCUUAUUUAUUACAAUCAGCAAGAGCAGGAAAUUUUAUAAGAAUACAAUUAGAUUAUCAAUAAAGACCCUUUCUACAAUAGCUCCUAUCCUUCUUUAUCUUAAUGCGAUUUCACAGUGACUUUAUCAGAAAAUGAAGAAGACAACUAUCGGAUUUAGAGUUAAAUAGAUUCCAAAGCUAUCAAAUCCUAGAGCAAUUUUAAAGUUAAUAAUCAAAUGCUCAUUAGUAAUAUAAAUAAUGGAAUGCUGAACCUAUGA
Stylonychia lemnae is the source of this 2262-nucleotide messenger RNA. The record is from the annotation of a GenBank genome assembly. NCBI's taxonomy places the organism in Eukaryota, Ciliophora, Spirotrichea, Sporadotrichida, Oxytrichidae.